CAGAACAAAUUUCACACGGCUCCCCCUCGCUGCGACGAGUUCAUUACGGUGGCGUAGGUCGCCGUUGAGAGUUUCUAUUUCGGCUCAUUUUGCCCUGCAGCGGCUGACGCGGACGCAUGCGCCUACUCCGAGGGUUUUCUGAGGUUUCCUCCGCCGCCCCUCCCGUCGUGGAUUGAUCCUGCCGUCGCCCUGCUGCACGGGAUCAUGGUCACUCCACCUCUCGACCGGGAGGACGCAGAGGUGCUUGUACCGCGGCAGGAGAUCGCCGAAGGACCCCAGCCAAUGGAAGUUUCUCAGAGCGAGGCCUCAAGUACUGCUGAGAACCAUCAGGUGGAGGAACCUGCUUCUUCUAGUUUUACUUGGGCAAUCAGUAACUUUUCGAAGUUGAACACCAAGAAACUCUACUCGGACAUUUUUAUAGUAGGUGGUUACCAGUGGAGAGUGCUUAUUUUCCCAAGAGGUAAUAAUGUUGAGUACUUGUCUAUGUACCUGGAUGUUGCUGAUUCAGCGAACCUACCUUAUGAUUGGAGUAGAUAUGCACAGUUCGGUCUGUCUGUGGUCAAUCAAAUUCAUAAUAAGUACUCAAUAAGAAAAGAUACCCACCACCAAUUUAAUGAACGAGAAAGUGAUUGGGGGUUUACUUCAUUUAUGCCUUUGACUGAAGUUAAUGAUCCAAGUAGAGGAUUUUUACUGAAUGAUACUCUUGUAGUUGAAGCUGAGGUCAUUGUAAAAAGGAUCAUUGAUUACUGGUCUUAUGAUUCUAAAAAGGAGACAGGUUAUGUCGGUCUUAAGAAUCAGGGAGCUACCUGUUACAUGAACUCUCUUUUGCAGACUUUGUAUCAUAUUCCUUAUUUCAGGAAGGCUGUAUAUCACAUGCCUACAACUGACAAUGAUAUGCCAUCAGCAAGUAUUCCGUUGGCCCUGCAGAGCUUGUUUUAUAAGCUGCAAUACAAUGAUAGCAGUGUUACUACUAAAGAGUUGACAGAUUCAUUUGGGUGGGAUUCAUAUGAUUCUUUUAUGCAGCAUGAUGUUCAAGAACUCAAUAGGGUUUUGUGUGAGAAGUUGGAAGACAAAAUGAAGAGGACUGUUGUUGAGGGAACAAUACAACAAUUGUUUGAAGGUCAUCACACAAAUUACAUAGAAUGCAUCAAUGUUGAUUACAAGUCCAACAGAAAAGAGUCAUUUUAUGAUCUUCAGCUUGAUGUCAAAGGUUGCCAAGAUGUUUAUGCUUCCUUUGAUAAGUUUGUUGAAGUUGAACAUCUUGAAGGGGAUAACAAAUACCAUGCAGAACAGUAUGGCUUACAGGAUGCUAAGAAAGGUGUCCUCUUUGCUGAUUUCCCCCCUGUUUUGCAACUUCAGCUUAAACGGUUCGAAUAUGAUUUUAUGCGAGAUGCAAUGAUCAAGAUUAAUGACCGUUAUGAAUUCCCACUUCAAUUAGAUUUGGAUCGAGAUAAUGGCAAAUAUCUUUCCCCAGAUGCAGAUAGAAGGAUUCGCAAUCUAUACACACUUCAUAGGAUAUGGGUGCUUUGUCAUUCAGCAAGAUCUAAUUUCCUUGAGGAAAAAUAAUAGUAUUAGGUAAUGCUGAU
Molecule: messenger RNA, 1586 nt
Organism: Zingiber officinale
Lineage: Eukaryota; Viridiplantae; Streptophyta; Magnoliopsida; Zingiberales; Zingiberaceae
Product: ubiquitin C-terminal hydrolase 12-like
Exons: 11
Coding region: 205-1566 (453 amino acids)
Biological process (GO): protein deubiquitination; regulation of protein stability
Cellular component (GO): nucleus; cytosol
Molecular function (GO): protein binding; cysteine-type endopeptidase activity; cysteine-type deubiquitinase activity
Source: RefSeq, a predicted model, not a curated record